AUGCUGGGAAAGAAGAUCGUCUUGGGCGCAUUCGCAACCAUCCUCUCAUUCGUCGCAACCGUCGCUGCCGACAGCGUCCUCGCCCUCACCCCCAAGGACUUUGACAAGGCACGUUUCCGUUUCUUCACUCUACCCUUGGAUCCACUCCUGCCCUUGUCGAGUUCUACGCUCCCUGGUGCGGACACUGCAAGCUCAGGAACCAGAUUGGAUAUCAUUACGAUUGCGACCAAUGGUCCCCCCCCCUUUACCUGGGGCUUGCGUUUGAACAUCUACGAGGAACUUGGACAGGCUUUCAGCGGCAAGGAAGAGCAGGUCUUGAUCGCCAAGGUCGAUGCUGAUGCUCACCGUGAGCUCGGAUCCCGCUACGACGUCAAGGGUUUCCCCACCCUCAAGUGGUUCCCCAAGGGUGUCAACGGCGACCCCGAGGAUUACUCUGGUGGACGUGACCUUGACUCCUUGACUGCCUUUGUCACCAAGAAGUCUGGUGUCAAGUCGUCGAUCGUCAAGGUUAUCCCCUCUGUUACCGUUUUGACUGAUGCCACCUUUGAUUCUGAGGUCUUGGCCAGCGGAAAGAACGUCCUUGUUGAGUUUUAUGCCCCUUGGUGCGGACACUGCAAGAACUUGGCCCCUACUUAUGAGAAGGUUGCUGAGGAUUUCCUUAACGACAAGAAGACUGUUACCAUUGCCAACCUCGAUGCCACUGUCGACACUGCCUCUGCUGAGAAGUACGGCGUCAAGGGUUUCCCCACCAUCAAGUUCUUUGCUGCCGACGGCACUGUCGAGGACUACAACGGAGGGCGCUCCGAGCAGGACUUUAUCGACUUUAUCAACAAGAAGGCUGGCACUCAGCGUGUUGCUGGAGGCUCCUUGAAUGCCGAGGCUGGUCGUAUUGCCGAGUUGGACACUCUUGCCGAGAAGUUCUCCAAGGCCUCGUCCAAGGAUGAGAAGAAGGCCAUCAGCGACGAGGCCAUUACCCUUGCUGCCUCGUUGGCCAGCACCAACUCGAGCGCCAAGUACUACACCCGCUUCUUUGAGAAGACCCUUGCCACGCCUGCCUACCCCGUCACCGAGGCUGCUCGUCUUGCCAAGAUCAUCAAGAACAAGUCUGUCAACCGUGCUCGUUUGGAUGAGUUCUCGAUCCGCCACAACAUUAUCUCGGCCUUCUCCUCGGCCCCUGCCGCGAAGGAUGAGCUGUAA
This is a messenger RNA of Linnemannia hyalina, 1197 nucleotides long. NCBI's taxonomy places the organism in Eukaryota, Fungi, Mortierellomycota, Mortierellomycetes, Mortierellales, Mortierellaceae. The record is from the annotation of a GenBank genome assembly.